Molecule: messenger RNA, 1726 nt
Organism: Paramuricea clavata
Lineage: Eukaryota; Metazoa; Cnidaria; Anthozoa; Malacalcyonacea; Plexauridae
Source: the annotation of a GenBank genome assembly
AUGGAUGAUCAAGUAGCACAACCUACAAGUCUGGGAGUAAGCGCGGUUAAUAUAAGCUCGCGCAUGGAAGAAGAUUGCGAUGGUGUCGAAGCUGGUGAAUAUUCUAUCGUUUAUGGCACGCCAGAAGCGUGGAUACUGAACCCUCGAUGGAGAAAUAUGCUUGAUAGUAAAGUUUAUUCGACAAGAUUAUGUGCUCUAGCAGUGGAUGAGGCCCAUGUUAUCAGACAGUGGUGAGUUUAGUUAAAAUUUAUAAUUUUAAACGAUAUAAAGUUAACUAAUUUUAUCGAUUUAUAGUGAAAAUCAGAAAAUGUUCUAAAAUAUGGUAAAUACAAUGUUUGAUUCGGUUUAAUAUAAUAAUUUUAUGUUUGAUUAUGUAAUUUAUAUUUAUAUUAUUUAUAUACGACUCAAAUAUGACAAUGAAUUUGAGUUUCCCUGCCUUGUUGUAUAUACAUUCAAUUUAAAUAUAUUAUAAGUACAGCGUUAAAUUAUUAAACCUUGUGGACCUCAUUAAUUUACUACAUAUGCAGUCGGCAUAAUUUAAUACUACAUUGCAUAUAUAGACUACAUACUAAAUGAAUGUUCCCUAUGCCUAUAAAAUGACAGUUUCCAAACCAUGUGUUAGGUAUUGGGAUAUACAUUCACUUUGGUUUAGUAUUUACUACGAAAUGUUGAAAUGUUUUCAAUAUUUAUAUCAUCAAUUUAUCGUAGUCGAACUAUAUUAAUAAUCUUAAUAAGUAAUGUAUUGAUGCAUGACUAAAAAUAGAAGUGGUUUAAUAUUUUUUUUAUACUUUCCCUUCCCAGGGGGAUAUCACAAGAUAACAAAAAGGCUGCAUUCCGUGAAGCAUACAGCAAGUUAUAUGAACUCAGGUCAUUAGCACCAAAUGUUCCAGUGAUUGCCCUAACAGCUACAGCAACACAUUUGACUAAAGAAUGCAUAUUGAGACAGAGUAUUCUAUGCAUGGAUGACUGUUCUAAAAUUGAAGAGAGUCCAAAUAAGCUAAAUGUAUCAUAUGCUGUGGAGUGUAUGCACAAGGACACAGAGUUGGAGUUUUAUUUUACUUGGCUAGCUGGUGAGUUAAAGUCUAAAGAAAAGCAAUGUGAAAGGACUAUUAUAUACUGCCAGACAAUCAAGCAAUGUUCCAUUAUUAAAGGAAUUUUGGGGAACUACCGGUAUAUGUUUGCCAGAGAAGACAAGAGUGUUCUUAUGGAAAUGCUUCACUCCUGCACCCCAGAAGAUAACAAAAAAUAUAUCCUUGAAUCUUUUCAAAAUGUAAACGGAACAAUUCGAAUUUUAGUUGCAACUAUUGCUUUCGGCAUGGGUGUUGACUGUAAGGCAGUUCAUCGUGUCAUACAUUAUGGACCAUCAAAAACCAUCAAAGAAUAUGUACAGGAGAGUGGACGUGCUGGAAAGGAUGGGGUGCAUAGCAGGAAAUUCAUUUUAUAUCAUGGAAUUCUUCUAAAUCAUGUUGACAUGAACAUAAAAUCAUUUGUCGAAACUAAAGAUUGUAGGAGAAAAACUCUUCUGAAUCAUUUUGAAGCUGAUUGUAAAUUGCGACUUUAUCUGCAUCUUUGUUGUGACAACUGUGCAUCUAUUUGUGAAUGUGGACAAGCAGACUGUGGGCAGUAUACAAAAUACCCAAUCACUGAUUGUUACAAGGAUGUACUGUUUAGUGGGAGGAAACGAGAGGUUAGCAAUGAGCAAAAGAAGUUGAUUGAGAAUGCUUAG